AAGAACACAAGUUCAGUUCUUGUACUUCUUAUUCAAGCUUUUCAUUUUCACAGCCUGGAUAUCAAUGUCCGCAAAGAACAAAAUCCUUUCUAUAGUAAACCAACUGAAAAUAUGUACAAGUUCAAAGCAGCUGGAAUCCCUUUACACUUUGAUACUAAAAUAUGGCGCUGCAACUAAAGACUGUUUCUUGAUGAACCAAUGCAUUGCCACAUGUUCUACACUUAAUAGCACAGAUUUUGCAUCCUUUGCAUUUUCCCAAAUGGAAAAUCCCAAUGUAUUCGUUUACAACGCAUUAAUAAGAGCUUUUGUUAAUUGUCACAGCCCACUUAAUGCUUUAAAGUUGUAUAUAGACAUGUUUAAAAAAACUCAAAAUAGUCCAAAUAGCUACACGUUUUCGUCAGUAAUUAAGGGCUGCACGUUGAUGUGUGCUUCAAGAUUAGGGGAAUGUGUUCAUGUGCAGAUUUUGAAAUAUGGUUUUGGAUCCCAUGUUUUUGUUCAAACUGGUUUAAUUGAUUUUUACUCUAAUUUAGGUAGAGUUGAUUUAUCAAGAUUAGUGUUUGAUGAAAUGCCUGAAAGAGAUAAUUUUGCUUGGGCUGCAAUGGUUUCAGCUCAUGCUAAGGCUGGUCAGUUGGGUGGUGCUAGAAGUUUGUUCGAUGAAAUGCCUGAAAAAAUUACCCCUGCUUGGAAUGCUAUGAUUAAUGGGUAUGCGAGAACCGGGGAUAUUGAGUCAGCUGAGUUGUUGUUCAGGGAAAUGUCGAGGAAGGAUUUGAUAUCGUGGACAACGAUGAUUAAUUGUUACUCUCAUAAUGGGAUAUAUGGACGAGCUAUAGAGGUUUUCUGUGACAUGAAGAGUAACUUGAUCACUCCUGAUGAAGUAACAAUGACUAGUGUUAUUUCUGCUUGUGCGCAUCUUGGUGUCCUGGAUCAAGGAAAGGAGAUGCAUCUUUAUGUUAUGCAAAAAGGUUUUGAUCUUGGUGUGCAUAUCGGAUCUGCAUUAAUUGACAUGUAUGCAAAAUGCGGGAGCUUGGAGAGAUCACUCUUGGUAUUCUAUAAAUUGAGGGAUAAAAACCUUUUUUGUUGGAACUCUGUUAUUGAUGGACUGGCUGUUCAUGGUUAUGCAGAAGAGGCAUUAGCUAUGUUUAGCAGGAUGGAGAAAGAGAAGGUAAUGCCGAAUGGUGUUACCUUCGUCAGCGUUCUUACAGCCUGUACACAUGCAGGGCUAGUUGAGGAGGGUCGGAAGAGGUUUCUAACUAUGGCCGGGUACUAUGGUAUCAUUCCUGAAAUGGAGCACUAUGGUUGCAUGGUUGACCUAUUGUGUAAAGCUGGUUUGCCAGAGGAAGCACUUGAGAUUAUUAGAAGCAUGAGAAUGGAGCCAAAUGCUGUUGUUUGGGGUGCUUUACUUGGUGGGUGCAAGCUUCAGAAGAACUUGGAAAUUGCUCAAGUUGCUGUUAAAAAGUUGAGUAUUUUGGAGCCAAAGAAUAGUGGCUAUUACGCCCUCCUAGUGAACAUGUAUGCUGAUGCAAAUAGAUGGAGUGAAGUAGCCAGGAUCAGGGCAAUCUUGAGAGGAUUAGGAGUAGAAAAAGAAUGUCCAGGUUCCAGUUGGAUCGAAAUAGAGAAAAAGAUCCACCAGUUUGCUGCUUGUGAUAAUUAUCACCACUCUUCACAGGAGAUGUAUUCCUUACUAGAUGGAUUAGAUGGGCAACUUAAGCUGGCUGGACAUGUUCAAGCGCUUGGAUUUGUGUUCUAAUGACAUGGCAAAGCCAUUGUUGACAGCAUAGACUUCAUAUUCAAAGUGGCUAAAUAUUUUGUAUUCUGUUGCGGUGAAUUUAGAUCUGGAACUGUACGUUCAAAGAGGCAAAGUACAUCUGGAGCUGCACUUAAUGCCAAGGCGGGAAGUUACUGUUUGAAGUAAAAUCCGAGCUACCACAGAAUAUGGAUUGUAUCUAGACAACUCUGAGUUCAGAGUUUCUCCAGUUGAAUCAGUGGCUCGGGCGAUGAAAGUUCUCUCCUCUCCUUUUUAAGACUCUAACCGGUGGCUAUUAGGCACUCUGCAGUUCCUCCUUAUCUUCUCUCCUGGGCAGCCAGAUUGCAGGUCACCCAUUUUAUCAUCCCUUCAACAAAGGCCUUAAAGAAUUCAUCUUGGUGUUUCAUCCAAGUCUCCUGUCACAUUCCCAUCUCCACCAAGUGGACAAAGCCUGUCUAGCUUUUUUCUAAAUCUUUGUUCAGUAGCAGGGUGAAGCCGGCCUGAGCCAGACUGGUUAUAUAGGCGAAAAAUGAUGGAAAAGCACCUUCCGUUGCCAAUGGAGCGAGAACCAGAAAGGGCUACAAGAGUUAAAUCUGCUGAAGAGAUCAAUGAGGUAGCUUGCAUUUGAUCAUGGACUUGGCAUACUCUUGUCUGAGUCUUCUUGAUUUGCUGUUAGGCUAUCUAGCCUUCCCAAUUUCACUUCCCAAUUAGGACCUCCACUCUGAGUAAAAACGGAAGUAACAAAGAAACUCCUCUCAAGAAACUAUAGCUAAAUACAUGUUUAAUUUUUCUAUGAUGAAACCAGAAAAGAUGAGAAUAACAAGGAGCGUUUUCUAUUA
Nicotiana tabacum (common tobacco) is the source of this 2583-nucleotide messenger RNA. RefSeq names its product pentatricopeptide repeat-containing protein At1g06143-like. Gene Ontology annotation, biological process: RNA modification. NCBI's taxonomy places the organism in Eukaryota, Viridiplantae, Streptophyta, Magnoliopsida, Solanales, Solanaceae. The record is from RefSeq and is a predicted model, not a curated record. Gene Ontology annotation, molecular function: protein binding; RNA binding.